Messenger RNA from Globicephala melas (long-finned pilot whale), 3974 nucleotides. The record is from RefSeq and is a predicted model, not a curated record. Lineage: Eukaryota; Metazoa; Chordata; Mammalia; Artiodactyla; Delphinidae.
GUACACUGGAGAGUUCACACAGGAGAAAGACCUUAUGAUUGCAGUGAGUGUGGGAACUCUUUUACUAAUAGCUUGGUGCUCGUCCUUCACCAGCGGGUACAUAAAGGGGAAGGGCCUUUUGCUUGCAGUGAAUGUGGGAAAUCUUUUACCAGUAGCUUGAUACUCAUUCUCCACCACAGAGUUCACACAGGAAAAAGGCCUUAUGAGUGCAGUGAGUGUUGGAAAUCCUUUAGUCAUCAAUCUUACCUCACUCAACACUGGAAGGUUCAUAGUGGAAAAAGGCCUUAUGAAUGCAUUGAAUGUGGGAAAUCUUUUAUGUCUCGCCGUGGCCUCCAUUAUCAUCAGAGAGUUCACACUGGAUCAAGGCCUUAUGAAUGUAGUGAAUGUGGGAAGUCUUUUACCUCUCACUCUGGCCUUCGUUAUCAUCAGAGAGUUCACACAGGAGAAAGGCCUUAUGAGUGCAGUGAGUGUGGAAAAUGUUUUACCUCUGGCUCUGCCCUGUGUUAUUAUCAGAAGACUCAUGCUGGAGAUAGGCCUUAUGAGUGCACUGUAUGUGGGAAAUGUUUUUACUCUUGUUCCACCCUCCAUUAUCAUCACAGAGUUCACACAGGAGAAAGGCCUUAUGUGUGCAGUGAAUGUGGGAAAUCUUUUUUCUCUAGCUGCAACCUCAUUAAACAUGAGAGAAUUCACACAGGAGAAAGGCCUUAUCUGUGCAGUUUAUGUGGGAAAUCCUUUAUCCAAAGAUGUUACCUUCUUAUACACCAGAGAGUUCACACAGGAGAAAGGCCUUAUGAGUGUAAUGAAUGUGGGAAAUCUUUUACUACUUGGAGGAACCUUCAUUAUCAUCAGGGAGUUCACACUGGAGAAAGCCCUUAUGAGUGCAGUGAAUGUGGGAAAACCUUUAGGAGAGAGUCUUCUCUCAUUGAACACUGUAGAGUUCACACUGGAGAAAAGCCUUAUAAAUGCAGUGAAUGUGGGAAAGCUUUUUCAUCUAGGUAUGUUUUCCGUUAUCAUCAGAGAGUUCACACAGGAUUGAGGCCAUAUGAGUGUAGUGAAUGUGGGAAAUCUUUUAUUUGUAGUUCCAUUCUCCGUGAACAUCAGAGAAUUCACAGUAACCAAAGUCCUUAUGAAUGCACUGAAUGUGGGAAGUCCUUUAGAGCAAAUUCUUAUCUCACUGAACACUGUAUAAUUCAUACUGGAGAAAAGCCUUAUAAAUGCAGUGAAUGUGGGAGAUCUUUUUCGUCUAGGUCCGGCCUCCGUUAUCAUCAGAGAGUUCACACAGGAUUGAGGCCAUAUGAGGGUAGUGAAUGUGAGAAAUCUUUUCCCCAGAGCUUUGCACUCCUUCCACGUCCAUGUUGACAGAGGUGGAAGGUCUUAAUGUGUGUUGUGAAUGUGGGAAAUUGUUUACUUCUAGUUCCACCUUUUGUUCUUAUUAGAGUUCACAGGAAGAGCCUUAUUCGUGCCAGGAAUUUGGGGAAUUGUUUCCUAAAGAAUUCAUCUCAUGGGACUUCCCUGUUUGUCCUUUGGUUCAGAAUCCACCUUCCAGUGCAGGCAAUGUGGGUUCUAUCCUUGGUCGGGGAACUAAGAUCCCCCAUGCCAUGGGGCAACUAGCCUGUGAGCCUCAACUACUGAGCCCACACAUUCUAGAGCCUGUGCACUGCAACAAAGAUCCCAUGUGCCGCAACUAAGACCCGACACUGCCAAAUAAAUAUUUAAAAAACAAAAGAAUUCACCCCAGUAUACAUGGUAGAGUUUAUACUGGAGAAAGGCCUUGAAUGUGCAAGGAAAAGUGCAAUUUUCUUGUUCAGGGUAACGACGUUGGAAGAAACUGAGGAGUGGCCCAUCUGAAUUCAAUCUCAUACAUUCAGUUGUCCACAGGGGGAGAUACCCCUGAAAUUUCAGUUAUGUGGGUAGCACGUGUGGCUGUAUUGCACUUUGUAACCUGUCCAGGUCUCUUCCCAGAUUUAUGUCACUGCCCGUUUCUGUGGCUGUUUUACCUCUAUCGCCUGGCAGGUCCACAUAGUGUGCAUCAGUCACCAGCUCAGUGUGCUCAGGGAAACUGACCUCUGUUCUUCCAAGUGUUGGAGCAAACCAGGAGUGGUAGCCCAGUCCGUUAGGGGUUGGUGUUCCCCCCUCUCUGACUAUGUGUACAAAAGCCUGAAGGAAUGUUGGCCCCGAGAACGUCAUAUGAAUUCAGCUGACAAUGUGCAGAGAAGGACAACAUUUUCCAAGGACAUAUUCUCUCAUGCUCAGUUGUUCCAUCUAGCAAGUCACCAACCCAAACUGUGUGCCACACAUUGUUUUGGUUUGUAUAAUAUGGAUGCCUUACUGUUUAAGGCCUAUUUUGUUUUUGGAGUUCUUUGUACUGCUAGAGGUUUUUUAUAAGGAGAUUUGGGCUCCACAGGCAUGGGCCUCAGGGAGGAUAGUACGAUUGCAAAACGUGGCUUGUCAUUUUUGGUCAAAUUUGCAUUGGUGCCAGUGAAGUUGUAGGAGAGAGGGCAGGGCUUUAUGGUCCUCAUUUGAAGCCUGGAUGCUAUGAACUUUAGGAGACUCAGACAUCACCCUCAAGAGGAGUAAGGUGUGACAAUCUCAAGUUCUUGCAACAGCAUGAAUUUUUCCCCCUGUUCAUGGGGAGUAUCACAAGAGAUGUCAGCACUGUUGAGAGGCAUCUCCCAUGGUCUUGCAAAGAGCAUGUGCUCUGAUGUCCACAAUUCCAUGGGUGACAGUCACUGGUUGUAAGACUAUAGGGGUCAGGGGAAACUGAAACUGAUACAGAAACUGUGUUAGUAGGGAACAAAGGAGACAGCAGCCAGCUCAUUGGAACGUGUCUCUUCUAAAAGUGCAUCCACAGAUGUCUUUGUGACGAUGACUGAUGUGCAGGAUCAGUGUGUACACAAAUCUCAGGACCUCCAGGCAUGUUUAACUUGUGUAGUUGAGGUCAUUGUCAGAGAAGAUAAUUGGAAAGUUUUGUGGAUUUUUGUAACCUCCCUGUAAUAUUCGCCUCAAGGCUGUUGCACAGGCAGAAAAAAGAAAGGUAGAGAAAAGUAGUCUAAGGAUGUGGCUCUUGUGAGCCAGCCAACAUUCCUGUUGACUGCAGUGGAAAUGUCCUUUAUUACUUGCCAAUGUUUGCUGCCACUGAGGCAGGAUUGAUCCCCAGAGGGCAUGACAGAAAGAUGGUGGACUCACUAUAGGGCUGUCAGAUCUAUUUUCCAAAACAGUGGGGCAUACAGAUUUUGUUUAUCUUGAAGUGUUUUUUUUAAAGUUUUAUUUAGGUGUAAUUUACAUGUAGUAAAGUACACACAUUUAAAGUGAAGUAUUUGAUAAGUUUUGACAUACACAUGAUACUUGUGAAAACAUCAUCACAGUCAUGGUAGUGACCAUGUCUAUCACUGUGUAUUUGCUCCAUGUUCUUUUAUAAUCUCUGUGUCCCUGCCCUUCACAGCCAUCCAAGCAACCAUUGAUUUAUUUCUCCUUGUAAUAGAUACCCUUGCAAUUUCUAUAAUUUACCUGAUGGAAUCGUAAAAUGUUUACUUUUGUUUUCUCCUGGUUUUGUGUUUUAUAAUUAUUUUGAGAUUCAUCAAUGAUGUUAAAUGAGGAGCUCUUUUUUAUUUUUUUGAGUAAUAUUCUUACCAUUCGAUAUAACAGUAUUUAUCCAUUCACCUGUUUAUGGCUAUUUGGGUUAAUUCCAUGUUUUGAUGGUUGAUAAUAAACUUGUGCAAGCAUUUGUGUACAGUUCUUAAUCUGGAUAUUUGUUUCUUUUAUCUUUUGGCCAAAAAAUUAGAUUGCAGUGUUUGAACCACAAAGUUAGGUGAAUGUUUAGCUUUUGAAGAAACUAACAAAUUGCUAUUUAAACAUGGUAUUUUUUCUUUUUCUUUUUUUAAAAAAUUUUUUAUUGAAAUCUAGUUGAUUUACAGUGUUGUGUAUUUUUUUGUAUUCGUACCAGCAGUUGUAUGAAGGUUCCGUUUCCUCCACAU